Molecule: messenger RNA, 1689 nt
Organism: Pieris brassicae (large cabbage white)
Lineage: Eukaryota; Metazoa; Arthropoda; Insecta; Lepidoptera; Pieridae
Gene: Smn
Product: survival motor neuron protein
Exons: 7
Coding region: 331-1140 (269 amino acids)
Biological process (GO): mRNA processing
Cellular component (GO): nucleus; cytoplasm
Molecular function (GO): RNA binding
Source: RefSeq, a predicted model, not a curated record
CCACUUUUUAUAUUUAACAAUUCAUACACUUAUACGUCGCAAUAUGUGAAUAUAAUAUAAUCAACUACUGUCGUUUUAGUUCAUAGGCUGAACGUUUUUACUUCUUGGCUUUGGCUUCUCUAUUUAAUUUUAUAUUUUUACUUGUCUACCUAAUCUGUGACAUUGCUACUCUACAAAUCUGUAGUAAAGUCGGGUCCUGUGGGGAGCUAUUUAUUUUUUAUUGUAAAAUUUUAACAGAAAUAUCAAAAACAUUAAAAACUUAUAAAUUUAAGAGUUGCACAAAUUUUCCAUUGUUUUUUAUGCUACAUUUAUCUUAAAAUCUUCGGUAUCAUGUCUCAGAAUGAAAUUCUUUAUGUAAAGGGAAUGGACCUGGAUGAAUCUCAAUCUGAAGAAGAUGACGGAAAUGUCUGGGACGAUAGGAAACUAAAUAAUGCAUAUGAUAAAGCUAUAAAAAUAGUGAACAUAGAGGUAGCCAAAAGGAUUGCUAUGUCCACCAACACUCAGACUGAAACUGAUUCAAAACAGAAUCAAAUAAAACCAAAGAAGGAACAUCCCAAGAAAAAAACUAAGAAAAUUAACUGGAAGGCUGGAAUGUCAUGCAGAGCUUUAUAUGAUGAAGAUGGACUUGAGUAUGAAGCAGUAAUCUUAUCUAUACUUAAUGACAGAGAAUGUAUAGUCCAAUUUUCUGAAUAUGAUAAUUUACAAAAAGUAGAACUUAGCUCUUUGCACCCAACCAUAAAUAACCAUCAAAAGACCCAAUACUCUAAGUUAGAAAAAGAUGAUGAUGGGUUUGAAAGCCAGUCUCCAUAUGGUGAUGAUGCAGAAUUAGGAGCUACGGCACAUGUGGAUUCUAUAAAGCAAAUUUAUGAACGAGUGAGUUCUGACAAAAAAAGAAAUAAACAGAAAUCAAGAAAUAAUUCAUUCACAUUACCCGAUAUACCAAUGCCUGAUAUGUCUAUGAUUAGAAAUAUGGGUGGUAUAGAGCUUCCGUUUCCACCACCUCCACCUCAGUUAGGUGAAAUACAGGAUGAACAACAAGCGGUGUCGUCAAUGCUUCUAAGUUGGUACAUGAGUGGGUACUACACCGGUCUCUACCAGGGUAUGAAAAAGGCUAAAGAAGACAUCAGAAGAGGAAAAUAACACACAUAAUUGAAACAGUUUUUAUUUCGUGUCUAAAAAUUACAUAAAGUUAAUUAAGAAUAAAUUAAUUAUGCCUCCAGGUUCGUGUUUAUGUACAAAAUAUACAAUAAAUCAACCAAUAUAGAAUACUAUUUAACAUUCUCGAAUUGGCUCAUAAGUUCUAUUCGUGAUAUUUCAUGACAAAUAUCUGUAUAAAAAUAUUGCAUAGCGAAAUAUUUGCUUAUAUAUAAGUAAUGGCGCUUGUUGCAUAGUAUGUCAAUUGUCUUGAUUCAGAGAAAAGACUAAACACGAACUGUUUUUUAUGUCAAAUCUUGUGAUAAUUUGACUGAUGCUAGUUCGCACUUAGUUUGUCUUUGAAUGUUAGCUAAACGGUCUUAAUCAUAAAAUUAACGUUGUUUUGAAAUAGACAGAGAAUGUUUUGUCACGUUUAUUAAAGUGAUAGAGCCAAAUAUUUCAUACAUUUUUGUGGUAUAGUGUGCAUUGGGACCGUUCUAUUAAGACACAUAUCUUAGGCUAAUCUUCACGGCAAUUUUAAUUAUUUACCUUAAA